CUCAUUUUGGAGCUCAGUUUUUGCGCUUGACUUAUGAUAAACAGUGAAAGAGGAUUGAUUUCGUGCAUCUUUGGAUCUGCCAAAACGUUGGAUCAGUUCGUCGAUCCAUAAGCCAAUAUAACUCUAGCUAAUCAACGAGGCGAACGCAAAUCCAAAACAAGGAUUGCCGCUGGGUGCUCCUUUCACUGUUCUCGUGAAUUUCCACUGCUUGCAGCCAUUCCGCACACAACCUGUCACGUAGGAAUCGACCCCAAACAGCAGGAUAACUGCAAAGCAUGCCAGUGAGACACAGGCACAAGAGCACAAGCUCCUCUUAGUUAAUCGUUCUGGCUGAAGAGUGUUUUGUUCGGGUAUCACCUUUCGCUAGGUUUGCAACAUCUUGGCUAGGCCUAGGUCACAGACGACAGUAUCAACUCACUCUUCCCCUGAACAUUUGGGAGGAAUUUAUGGAGGUCAUGGCCCUUGAAGAACUUGAUGGGACAUCCAGACAGCAACGUCAAGUACAAAGACGAAGACAGCAGCUUCUCACCGUGAAUCGAGAGAGAAAGACUCUCAUGCAGCAGAUCAAAAGAAUACUGGAACAGGAUGAAGCAUGCAGGACCCCUGAGGAAAAUGACAUUCUUGCAUACUGUCCAGAUGUUGUGGAAGAGCUAGUCAAAAGGACCAGCCCUAGCUAUUUUGGCACCAUGUGCAAAGAAACUCCCAACGUCGCCCGCCCCCCCUCCUCCUUCGUAUUUGACCCUGAUGCAUUAGGAGGGGGAGGAGGAGGGGCGGGCCCGGGCCGGAAGGGAGAAGGGAAGAAAAGGGUACAGGACCAAGAAGAGCGAAGAAAAGAGGUUGAAGAUCCACCAGAUGAAUUGGAAAGGAAGUGCCAAAUUUUGGCUGAUGCUAUUCAAUCAGCCAGUCACUUGAUCGUUUACACUGGUGCUGGAGUAAGCACAGCAGCUAACAUCCCUGAUUAUCGUGGUCCAAACGGGGUAUGGACCAACCUUCAAAAAGGAAAACAGAUGCUACUCAGUGAUCCUAUUGAAGCUUGCCCCACCUAUACUCAUAUGGCAUUGACUCAGCUCUACAAAGAAGGAAUUGUUAAGCAUGUCCUCUCUCAGAACUGUGAUGGGCUUCAUUUACGGAGUGGACUACCUCGAUCAGCCUUAUCUGAGAUCCAUGGAAACAUGUUUAUUGAAGUUUGCAGGAGAUGCAGUCCCUUAAGACUAUAUGUGAGGCUGUUUGAUGUCACUGAGCGAACCUCUCGCAACCGACACAAAACAGGGCGAAUUUGUUAUGUGUGUGGAGGGCAUCUGGAAGAUACCAUUGUCCACUUUGGUGAGAAAGGUCGUCUGAGGUGGCCCCUAAAUUGGGAAGGUGUGAAGGAGGCUGUGGAUAAAUGUGAUAUGAUAUUGUGCUUGGGAAGUAGUUGCAAGGUCUUACGACAUUAUCCUGGAAUUUGGGGAUCACAUCGCCCAGCAAAACAGCGUCCCAAAUUGUACAUUGUGAAUUUGCAGUGGACGCCUAAAGAUCUUUCUGCUACUCUCAAAAUCAAUGGGAGAUGUGAUCAGGUAAUGAGUCGUGUAAUGGAAAUUCUGAGGAAAGCAGUCCCCGAGUACAAACUGAGUGGUGAUCCCAUCUUCUAUGUUGCUACUCCUCUUCAUCCUGCUGAGAUCAACACAACAACCAAACUCUCACUCCAAGCACCCAAGCAAGAAUCUCCAGAGAUUCCUUGUCUUGACUAUAAACCACAGGACUCCUCAAGAUUCAAGUUUCUUCCAUCUGACCACCACCCUUACAAAGAUGCCAAAGAAGAAGACUGUGAUAUGAAUGAUUCUGAAGAUGUUCCUGAGAGCUCAAGUGGACCUGCAAAGUUUACUCCACCAGUGAUCCAGGAUAAUCCAAAUGGCUGGGGGCCUCGAGUUGGAGCUGUUCCUGACAAAUUUAAGGACAUGCCCUAUCAGCCAUUCUCAAAGGGAGACCGCCUUGGCAAGGUCUCUGACUGGUAUGGUGCCACGUAUCAGGACCGGAAGUAUGCUAAUAAAUACCAGAGCUCAUUUGGGGCUGGCAGUCAGUAUGCAUACUACCAUGAGGAGGAUGAAAGUUCUUUCCAAUUGGUGGACACUACCCGUGUCCAGAAGCCGUUGUACCAACGUGGGCGUUACAUGAGAGGUCGGGGAGGCCGUAAUCAACGUGGGCAACAAAGGCAGCAGCAGUCGCAAGUCCUAGGCAGAGGCUUCAGGUCCAAGGACAAGGACAGAGCUCGCAUUCAGCGCAGGCUACAGAAGCAGUUUGGGAAUCGUCAGCGCUAUGAUCAGCAAAAUCGUCAACCAGUGAAGAUGAGGGAGUCAAGUGUGACUGUGAAACCAGAUUGGAAGGUAAUAGAGGAGAUGGAUUUCCCUCGCUUGUCGAAGCUCUCCCUACCGAAUGUGGAAGAUGGAAUUGAUUUGAAGAAAUGUGGGAGCCUUGAGUAUUAUGAUCGCUAUUAUGACCGUGUGAAUACAAAGACUGAGAAGCCACUUCAGAGAAUUGACCGCAUCUUCCACAAAGUCACCACCACUGAUGAUCCCAUCAUACGUCAGCUGGCCAAGGAGAAUGCUGGGCAGGUGUUUGCAACUGAUGCCAUUCUUGCUGCCAUCAUGUGCUGCACUCGUUCUGUGUAUUCAUGGGAUGUUGUCAUCCAGAAGAUUGGCAAUAAGCUUUUCUUGGACAAACGAGAUGAUUCUGAGUUUGAUCUGCUGACAGUCAGUGAGUCAUCUAAUGAACCACCUCAGGAUGAAGGCGCUAGCAUCAAUAGCCCUCGUAGUUUGGCUCUAGAGGCUUUGUUUAUCAAUCAUAACUUCUCUCAGCAAGUUCUCCGCAUGGGGGAGGAGACAUGCAAGUUUGAAGGAGAUAAUCCAUUUGUCUCAAACGAGGAAGAAGGUGAAGUUGCAUCUGUUGGCUAUAGGUAUAGAAAGUGGGACCUUGGUAAUGACAUCACUCUGGUGGCUCGAUGUGAACAUGAUGCUGUCACUGUGGGACCAAAUCAAGAGAUUCAGUUCAUCAAUGUCAAGGCUCUCAAUGAAUGGGAUCCAAGAUUUUCUGGAGGUAUUGAAUGGCGUCAGAAACUUGACACUCAGAGAGGAGCUGUGCUGGCCAAUGAACUGAAAAAUAACUCUUCCAAGCUGGCAAAAUGGACAGUCCAGUCCAUUCUUGCUGGUUCUGACCAAAUCAAGUUUGGGUAUGUGUCUCGUGUUCAUGUGAGGGAUUCCACACGGCAUGUCAUCCUAGGAACCCAGCAGUUCAAACCAAUGGAAUUUGCAAAUCAAAUAAAUUUGAGCAUGGGGAAUGCUUGGGGCAUUCUUCGCUGCAUUGUGGACCUUUGCCUCAAGUUGGAAGAUGGAAAAUAUCUCAUUGUGAAGGAUCCCAACAAGCCAAUGGUUCGACUCUAUGACAUCCCAGACAACACCUUUGAAUCAGAAGAGGAGGGAUCUUCAGAUGAAGAGGAUAAUGCUCCUAAGAUAUAUCCUCAAAAGUUGGAGAAACUGGUGAAUGACAUUUCUCAGUUGACAUUGAUCGAAGUCAGUGAGCUGAAUGAGCUACUAAAGAAACGACUCAAUAUCCCAGAUGCACCCAUGAUGCCAUUUGGCUCCAUGAUGGCCAUGACAGCAGGAGCUCCAAAAGAAGAAGAAGAGGAAGCAGAAACCAAGCAACAGCAGACUAACUUUACUCUGAAGCUCACUAAGUUUGAUGAAGCAAAGAAGGUGGCACUCAUCAAAGAGAUUAAAGGCCUUAUUGAAGGCAUGAAUCUUGUUCAAGCCAAGAAGUUCGUGGAGGGUGUUCCACAGGUGGUAAGGAAGGACAUCCCAAAGGAAGAUGCAGAAAAGUUGAAAGAUGCAUUGGAGAAAGUUGGAGAUGUAGGGAAUCAAGGGGGGUGCUGCAGUGUUCUUGCCUUGAUGUGCAGGAUAGGACAGCUCACAUUGUUCAUUGAUGUCUGUGAUAGGAGAUCAUCUCCAUUUCCCUUUCUUGCCCUUGUCUUCCUCUCUGUUCUUCCAGUCAAUUCUUUUCCUGAAGAAUUUAUAGGCUGUUUUGCCUAUAAUGAAACAAAGACAGAACUGCAUCACUCUAGUCUGCCAGCAGAGACAGUGGAUGACUGCAUUGGAGCAUGCAAAAGAGAUUUUUACAAAGUUGCUGCCCUAUUUGAUGGUGGUACAUGCUUAUGUGGCAGCUCAUAUGGGAGAGAGGGCCCAGCACAUUGCAAUAAGGUGUGCCGAGGUAAUUCCACACAGGUGUGUGGUGACACAAGUGCCAUCAGUGUCUUCUUCACUGGUCACAAUGCACCCGGCCCACCAGCCUCUCUGGACCUGGUGAACAGCACAGGUCUCAUGACCAUAAGGUGGAGCACCCCACUAGUCACAAAUGGAGAGCUGACCCAAUACCGAAUUUGGUUGAUGGCCAGCUUCUCUUAUUCUCAAGUGGAAGGCCUGCCUCCAGGCUUGGAGUGGAUAGUGACAUCUGGGAAAGACCAGAGUCAGUUAGUGGGUGUUAGACCUGGAACACAAUACAAUGUAAGUGUGGCUGCUUCAAAUAAGGCUGGGGAAGGACCUCCCACAUCAAAACUCUUCUGGAGCAAACUUGGUGAUCCACCUAUCCCUCACACUCCAGAGUUGAUUGACAUUGGUGAUGAGACUUUAACAAUGCAUUUGGAACCAGUGCUGGCAACCAAUGGUCCCAUUUCUGCAUAUCAAGUGAUAGCUAUUGAUGAGAGCUCCCCGGUGGUAUUCAAUCCCAAAAUGUUGACUGACUGGAGUCAUGCCAACAGUGAAGGGAUCCCAUAUUACAUUGCUGCUGAAAUUCCCCCAGAGGAUCUUCCUAUGAAGUUUGUUGUGGGAGAUGGAAAUAUUGUUGGAGGAUACCACAAUCAUCCUCUACCUACUGGGAAGGACUUCCAUGUUAUCCUUGGUGUGGUGAGCCGUCUGAAUGGUGAAACCAAGUCGUCAUAUGCUCGCCCAGGGCAUGAACAGCAUUCGCAUUUUGAUCAUACUCGAACUCAUGAUCACGAAGGUAACCAUGCAGGACCAAAGAAGACUGUGUUGAGUGACACAGCCUACAUCCUAGUAAUUGCUAUUGGUGUCUUUGGAGCCUUGCUUGUUGUAUCGGUACUGGUGUAUGUGGCUCUGAGGUUGCAUAUUCGGAUGAAGAGGCGAAGACAGCGUACAGUAGACCGUCAGGAGCUGGCAGUCCACAUGCAGCAUAAUCAUGGCCCAACGCCAGAGCCGAUGGAGCAUGCUUACAUUUCCAGUGCAUAUCUCCCAGAAGAUGAAGAGGAACAAGUGAAAGAAGAAAUAGGUCGUUUGGAGAGCCGAUUCCAUCAGGUGUCCCCAUCUGCAUUUAAUGUUCAGCCUGAGGUCUUAGGUCAAGGUAACUUUGGCUUCGUUCGUUUGGGAUUCCUCGCCCGGGAUGGAAAGGAUGGCAUUGCUGUUGCUAUACACUCCCUAGUUGAGGGGAAGCUGGGGUUGUCUGAACUCUCCAACUACUUGAAUGACCUCCAGGUGACACUAACUCUACAGAAAGUGCCAUCAGUCCUCCACAUCCUUGGCAUCUGCCUUGAUGGUGAAACCACCCAUAUAUUAUGUGAGAAUCAUCCCAUGACAUUGAAGCAAUUCUUGUUGGAAUCUCGUGCCCUGGUGCAUUACCCAGUGUAUGCAGAGAAGCAGCGACGCAUCUGCACACUCAAGUCUGGUUUUCUUUUCCAAAUGGCAGCAGAAAUUGCAUCUGGCAUGACUCAUUUAACUCAGUUACAGUUGAGUCACAAGCGAUUGUGUGCUCGCAACAUCAGUGUGGUUGAGGGUCGCCUAGUUCGCAUUGGUGGCCUUCCCCUCUCUCACUAUCAUUCCCUGGCUCAGGCUGCUGAUUACACUCGAUGGAAGUCUCAGGAGAGCCUGGGAUCACCACCACACCAUUUUCUGGAAAAGAGUGAUGUGUGGUCCUUCUCUGUCCUGCUUUGGGAGAUUGCAACACUAGGAGGCACACCAUACGCAGAUGUGCCAUCAAAUCAAGUGGGAUCUCGAGUGAGCAAAGGAGCAAGACUGGCUCAAGUUCCUGUCAUCCAGGAUGACCUAUAUCAAUUGAUGCUUCAGUGCUGGAUGGUUGAUCCUGCAGAGCGACCCUCCUUUGCCUACCUUACCCAGCAACUUCAGCAAAUGGCUUCUAAUACCCUCCUUGAACAAAUGGACUUCUCUCUCACGCCGGGAUUUCGUUAUGAACCUUUUCUGCCUGAGCUGGAACACAUCACCUCCUAACUCGUGUUGACAUGCUCAUCACUUCACUCAAAUUUUUUUUUGUGGGUUCAGUCCACUUACACUGCCUAGCUCAUUCAUUUCCAUUGUCUGCCUCCACGUCAGUUCAAAGAGUGCUUUGAGUUUUUUUUAUAUUUUUCCUUCAUGGAAUCUCAGUAAUUCAACAUUUUCUAAUUGCAUAUUUUUGACAAUGCUUUAAUGGGCAUUCUGUUAAGCAUGUGAUAUGCAUGUUUCAAACUCCAAAGGAGCAUUUUUUGAGGACAGAGGUUUUCAGAGAUGAGUCAAGCUGAGAACAACCUGUACCUGCAGCUCAAGUCCACCAUGUUUUGAGUGUCUGACCAAAACAUGACCUAAGACAACAAAAAUAAAUAUUCCCCCCUGGAAUGAAAUUUGGAAGACCCAUAGAUUGUAGCCAUCUUUGUCCUAACUUUGUCACAAGUUUAGUAUGUGAUAUGCCAGAAUGAUGAGUAUGUACUAUGCCUUUUGACGAAGUUUUGGGUUUAAAAAUGAAUUUAAAAAAACAUGAAAUAAAAUGAGUAAAAUAUAAACUUGUGUCCAGGUCUGGCCAGAACAGUGUCUUUAACAAGUAGGCCCUAGUCCUACUCAUGGACCAGGCUGCCAGCAGGCAUUAUGGACCGCAGACCAGCCCACUUAUUUGAUUCUCAGCACCCAUGGACAGCAGUCUCACUCUAAGCUGUGAGAAAAGUUGCAAAUAAUUAAUGGGCAAGUGGUACAGUUUGUGGCCUUAAAUUCUGGUUCAUCACCUGAAGCUUGCAAUGCUUGCAGUGGUCAAAGUUCAAUGGAAGGGCUUUGUGCAAGGUAGUGGAUAGUGUUAUAUCAUCAGCUUCUUUGUUUGAGAAAGUAGCCUUCAAAGUUUGGAAUGUCUUUACUGCAUAUGAAGCAAGGAGGAUUUGCACUGUUUUGCAAAGGGUGAAUGUUGUAAAUCAUGGGAAUUCUAGUAAUAAUUUGAUUUUGAUUUUUAGAAAUGUGUGGGCCUACCUUCCACUAUCUCACUCUGAGCCCUUCAAUUUUCAGCUUGAUUGCAUCUAAAUUGUGCAAUAUAAUUUUUGUAAUUCAUAUAAUAUCCUCUGGACAUUUUGAUUAGUAACUUUCAAGUCUUUGUAAUCCUGAGGAAUCCAAAAAGUCCACAAGUUCACUGCAAAUGAAGUCAGGUUCAGUUGCACCCUAAUUUGCAAAGUUCAUUACAUGAUUGUCCUUGAGGGUGAAAUACAGUUGACACGUUUCUCUGAAAUAUUGUAACACUUUUCUCUGCAACUAUUGGCUUGUCAGCAGUGACAGUGGGCAUGUUCAGUUAUUGAGCACUGCCUAUAGAGGUGGAGUGCAUUUUUAACGUAGUUGAUGCUCUAGAGCUGCUUAUUUGCUAUGUCAGUGUCAUCAAUCAUGGGUAUCAUUUAGUUAUUGAAACAACAGGAUCAUCAUGUGAUAGCAUGAAAGAAUCCAACAAUUUUCUGAACAUGUGUCCAGCAAUAACACCUCCAUCGGGCAUUAUUAUUUUACAUCCCAACAUGCUUUUCUGCAUUGGCAGAAGUCACCAUCAUGGAGUGGAUGUUACAGCUAGUCUUCUAUUUGUCACAUUGGUCACUGUGCUGAAUGGUGGAGCAGUUCCAUGGUUCCAUGCCAUCACUAGUUACACAGCUCCAGCACUCAGUAACUGACUUGCCCAGGGGAAAUUGUCUGAUGUAGGGAGCUUCGAUCUGAGCUAAAGUCAAUUUGGAUCUGCAUAAUUAUCAGGGUGUAAAGGCAUCUAGAAAUCUUUCUCCUAGUUUAUAUACUACUGUUGCUGUCCUUCCAUCACUGUUUUAUGGAAAAUCUGUCAGUAAUUAUUUCAUUGUCCCCCCCUCAUUGUGCAGGUGUGAUUCCCAUGUGAUAUGCUGCUCAUUACAGUUCUGAAAGCAAGAUUUUCUUGAACAACAUCUACUGAACCCUGUUAUUUGUAUUGAAAUUUCAAACUUCAGUUUUCACUCAUUUUUAGUUGGUGCUGUAUGUUGACUGGAUUCUUGUGCUACUUUCUUGAGCUUAAUUGAUUGCUUUUUAUUCAAGUUUCAAUGUGAAACAUCUUCUUUAUUCUGUAGUGAAUCAUGGGGACAGACUUGGUUGUGAAACUCCAUGAUUACAUUUUUGGAGUUAUGAGGAAUAUUUUAUGUUAUUAGUGUGCAUUGUUAUAGAUCUCGUACCAUUGAGUUGGUUCUUCUUAGUUUUGGUUGUUGACUGCAUGUGGUUGCAAAUGGUCUGCAUUUUUUUUAUCAUGCUAACCUGAAGGUGUGAAGUAUUUUGUACUUAAGCUUUAUUUUUACAUUCCAACAUAUGAUGGCUGUUUGAUCUCGAACUAGGGUUUGUAUCUCAGUCUCAUGAUUUCAUAUGCAUGGAUCCCUUCUUGUAUUUGCCCCCUGUCCUCUACAAUGAAUCCUCAUAUUCUCCCAGACUUCAGCCCGUUGUUACCUAAAUGAUCAGAUGUUAUUCUUACUUUUCUACAUUAUUUUUCCAUCAGCAUUUGUAUGUGAAGCAAUUCAUAGUUCUUCUUCCAUAAUUAAAGUUUAUGCUUAUCCUGCAACUACGAUUGAUUCUUCUAUUGGUUGGGCUUUGAAGAACUU
This is a messenger RNA of Darwinula stevensoni, 8875 nucleotides long. The record is from the annotation of a GenBank genome assembly. Lineage: Eukaryota; Metazoa; Arthropoda; Ostracoda; Podocopida; Darwinulidae.